GCCACCGAGGAUUGUCGGGCAGGUGCUACCUACCGGUGUAGUUAGCAUGCUAGCCUCCGAGCCCAUGACUCAGGCUCUAACAACCCUUACCCAUGAAUCCGAGCUGCUCUCGUCAUUCUUCGCAAUUCGCGCGAGGAACCCCCUGCUGGUCAGUGGUGGCCGAACAACCCACGAUCGCCGAGAUGCGUCACAGUCUUUAACCCCGAAUGCUGGAAAGAUAUAAUAUAAUAAUAUAUAGGGCGCUGUCUGAAUAAUCAUGGCGUCUAUGGCUGGUGAUAUGAGUAACGCUCACCUUCCCUCAUUCCGCUGAAAACUUGAUCCGAAAGUCCAAGCGAGAAACUAGACACCCGAGCAGGCAAAGAUGAACAACGUUCUCACGGGCGCGGCGAUGGGCGCUGCCCUGACCACCGCUGGCGUCUACGCCCCCGACAUUAUUCUCUCCCAGUUCAAGUUUACCGACUUCACCAUGCUCCAAACCUUUCUCACCGCCGCGGCGGGUAGCACACUACUCGUGACAGCCGCGCAGGCCUUACACCUGACAGACCUACCACCGCGCGGGCCCUCCAGCCUCGGCUUGUGCGGCCGCUACGACGGCAACCUAGUCGGCGGCGCCCUGCUCGGCGCGGGCAUGGCGAUCUCGGGCGCCUGUCCCGGCACUGUCCUCGCCCAGCUGGGCGUGGGCGUCUCGUCUGGGCGGUACGCGCUCGGCGGCGCCGUGGCCGCCGGCGUCGCGUGGAGCUGGAUCCGGAGGCGGCGGGCUCCGGGCAGCGGCUGCCCCGGCUCUGCUCCUGCUCCUGCUCCUCCUUCGGCGGUGGCGGACGGCAAGGAGGAAGGGGGGGUGGUCAGCAGCGGAAAGGGAGACCACCGCCACCAGACGGGGGCCGCGAGGAAGGACGGGCGCGGAGAGACGGUGUAUGAGCUGCUGGGGAUCAGCCGGGGGGCGCUGCUGGUCGGGCUGGAGGCCGGGCUGGUGCUGGCAGUCGCCGCGGCGGUGCGGUAUACGCGCGCCGACGCCGCCGAGGCGAGGGGCCUGCCGCCCUACUACGCGGGCUUGGCGAUCGCCGCGGCGCAGCUGGUGUCGAUCGUCCUGAGAGGGUCGCUGCUCGGGGCGUCGGCGGCGUUUGAGGAGCUCGGCGGGUGGCUCUGGGGGGUGCGCGAGUAUUCGAACGUGCUCUUCUCGGCCGGCGUGGUCGGCGGCGCGUGGCUCGUCUCGCGCGCCGUGCCGGCGCUGAGACCCGUGACCGAGGUGGCCAUCCCGCCCCUGCGGUCUGCCCUGGGCGGGUUCAUGAUCGUGUUCGGGUCGCGGAUGGCCGGCGGGUGCACGUCUGGGCAUGGCAUCAGCGGGCUGUCGCUGAUGUCCAACUCUAGCUUUCUGACGGCAGCUGCAAUCUUUGGCGCCGGCGGCCUGACGGGGCUCUUGCUGGGCUGAGAUAUGACCUGCCUCGGUUGUCAGAUCGGCCGUCGAUCAUUUCGGAGCUUGAGAGUCGAGAUUGUCGAAAGCACUUUGCUACGGAGAGGUGUCUGGUUCCAAAAUUAUGAGUAUGUAUAUAAUUAUCUUCUGAAGCCUCUGCGACUGGCUGUC
Messenger RNA from Thermothelomyces thermophilus ATCC 42464, 1582 nucleotides. RefSeq lists its product as uncharacterized. NCBI's taxonomy places the organism in Eukaryota, Fungi, Ascomycota, Sordariomycetes, Sordariales, Chaetomiaceae. The record is from RefSeq and is a predicted model, not a curated record. The transcript has 2 exons. The coding region runs from base 362 to 1429 and encodes 355 amino acids. Gene Ontology annotation, cellular component: plasma membrane.